CUGGCCGCGCUCGGCUACAGGAACGUGAAGAAACAGCCAACGGGCCUGAGCAAGGAGGACUUCGUGGAGGUCUGCAAGCGAGAAGGAGGCGACUACGAAAAGGGCGUGGACCGGCUGCUGGGGCUGGGCAGCACCAGUGGCUCCGCGGGCCGCGUGGCACUGUCUCGGGAGGACAAGGAGGCCGCCAAAUUGGGGCUGUCGGUGUUCACGCACCACCGCGUGGAGAGCAGAGGGCCCAGGUCCUCCCCAGCCUCGGCCAAGAGGAAGCUCCGCGCGGAGGACAAGGCGGAGCCAUGCUCUGAGAGCCACAGGAAAAGCAAGAAAGAAAAGAAGAAAAAGAAGAAAAAGAAACACAAGAAAGAGAAAAAGAAGAAAGACAAAGAGCACAGGAGGGAGGCCAGCACCUCCUCCUCAUCCCCAGCUCCUGCACGGCCCCGCAGGCAUGACUCUGACUCCUCCUCCCCCUGCUGCAAAAGGAGGAAGAGGGGACACAGCAGGGAUAGUGGGAGGAGCCUGUCCCAUCGUCGGCACGGUAGGGACUCUGAUGCCUGAGAGCACGCUGCUGGACCCACAGACGCCAGAGCCCAGAGCAUGUGGAGGCCUGUGGUGACUGGGCUCCGGAGUGGACAUUCCCACCCUGACUCCCCCAGGGAGGCACUCCUCAUGGGCCAGAGCUGCCUGUGGGCAUGUGAGGUGGGGUGAGGCAGGCAGCUGAUCUGUGGAGUGCUCCUGAGCAUGUGCUUACUGAUGCCUCCUGGGCCUUGGGAGCCACUGGCCGGCUAAGGAGGGGCCUCCUUUGGGGAAACCCCUCCAGGUCACUGUGACUGGGGUCUGCAGAGCAAGGCCUGGCUGCCUGCAGAGCCCAGUGGGUUCUCUGAGGGCUCUGCUAAAUGACCCCUAGAGCUCCCCAGGUGAAGGUAAGCCUGCUUGGAAAUUUCCAGCAGAGACCAGACUCCUCCCUGUCCUGUCCCGUCCUGUCCUUCUACAGCAGCCCUGGGCUUCCCUCCUUCCUGCCCCUGCCAAGAGGUUUAGCUUGGACCAAAUAUGGUUACCUCUAUUUUUCCUUUAUAUGGAUUCACUUUUUGUACUUAAAUAAAUUUAUUUUAAAAGGAAA
Molecule: messenger RNA, 1114 nt
Organism: Galeopterus variegatus (Sunda flying lemur)
Lineage: Eukaryota; Metazoa; Chordata; Mammalia; Dermoptera; Cynocephalidae
Product: chromosome unknown open reading frame, human C1orf35
Exons: 7
Source: RefSeq, a predicted model, not a curated record